This is a messenger RNA of Bombyx mandarina (wild silkworm), 1501 nucleotides long. It is a transcript of the gene Hacd2, whose product is annotated as 3-hydroxyacyl-CoA dehydratase 2. Gene Ontology annotation, biological process: very long-chain fatty acid biosynthetic process; fatty acid elongation; sphingolipid biosynthetic process. Gene Ontology annotation, molecular function: 3-hydroxyacyl-CoA dehydratase activity. NCBI's taxonomy places the organism in Eukaryota, Metazoa, Arthropoda, Insecta, Lepidoptera, Bombycidae. Gene Ontology annotation, cellular component: endoplasmic reticulum membrane. The record is from RefSeq and is a predicted model, not a curated record.
UGAUGAUCAAUUAUGUUUUUGGAAUCGAAUAAAUACAAUUAUUUUUAUGUAUAAUUGUGAUCCAUCAAUAAAUAAUAUAGAAAAAUGGUUAAACCGAGUCCAUUUGUGUAUUGGGCUCAAACAGAAAGUACCAUUUCACUGAAAAUUGAUUUGAAAAAUGCAUUAAAACCUGAUGUGAAAGUUCUCGAUAAUAAUGUAAUAUUUACCGCAAAGGGCACAGGAGCCCGGGGUGAGAGUCAAUAUGAGUUUAAUCUGGAUUUAUUUUCAAAUAUUAAAAGUCUUGAGCCCGGUGGAGAACAUAUUACACUUCGAGUGUUCGAAAACAGAAUCGAGCUGAUCUUGCAAAAGGUGAAACCUGUAUGGUGGCCUCGUCUCACAGCACAGCCACAAAAACCUGCCUGGUUGAAGAUAAAUUUUGAUUUGUGGAAAUCUGAAGACGGCCAGGAAAGUGACGAAGAGAAGCGUGACGUAAUGAGAGACUACCCAGGAAUGUAUGAUCAGCUACACCAAGAAGAAAUGGGAUAUAGGAAAGAAGACCUCAAGAAAGUUUACCUGUUUAUCUACAAUCUUUUCCAAUUUGUUGGAUACAUGUAUGUAAUGGCGGUGAUGGGAGUGCGUUAUGUCAAACUUGAUUAUGAUUCUGUGACUGAUACAUAUGAACAUGUUGGUUCGGCCAUGAAAUUUUUACAGUUAAUGCAAUAUCUUGAAGUGCUACAUCCUAUGUUUGGUUAUACGAAGGGUGGAGUUCUAGUACCAUUCCUACAAGUUACGGGCAGAGCCUUUGUACUGUUUAUAAUGAUAGAUGCUGAACCAAGAAUGCAGACAAAACCAGUUGUCUUCUAUCUAUUUGUUGUGUGGACAUGCAUUGAAAUUGUUAGAUACCCUUACUACAUGUCCCAGUUGUACAAGAAGGAAUUUGCCUUGUUAACAUGGCUGCGAUACACAUUGUGGAUACCGCUUUACCCAAUGGGUAUAGUAUGUGAAGCUACAAUAAUACUCCGCAACAUACCAUACUUUGAAGAAACUCAGAAAUACACAGUAUCGCUGCCAAACGCCUGGAACUUCGCCUUCCACAUGCCAACAUUCUUAAAAAUUUAUUUAUUAGUCCUAACAUUCCCCGGUAUGUUUCUAGUAAUGAAACAUAUGCAUCGGCUUAGAAAUAUCAAACUCAGACCGAAAAUUGUCAUUAAGAAAUCUAAUUAGAAUAUUUGUAGAAUUAUUAUAUCUAGGAUGCCUUAAUGGAGAUAAUGUCGUAUGUACCAAUUUAUUUAAAACAGAAACACUUAUAAAAUUGCAAUCUUUUAUCAAAAUUCACGAUAAAACUACAAGUUUCUUCAAUAAAAAUACAAAAUAAAAAAAAUCCUGGAGAACAUUUUUUCUUAGAUGUUUUGUACAUAUGAUAUUAUCCUUGGCGAAUGGGAAACUUUGCUAUUUAAAUCAGCAUAAGCAUGGCCCAUUACUAUUUUAAAUCUAGCAUUAUCAGGUUACCUCUUUUAAAAAU